AUGAGCCUGACCUCCAGACAUGGGCAGGUCGAGGGCAUGACAUGCGGUGCCUGUGUGAGCAGCAUCGAAUCCGGCCUGACUCAGCCCGGCGUCAAGUCUGUCAGUGUAGCCCUCCUGGCGGAGAAGGCUACCAUCACAUAUGAACACUCGUCCGGAUGGACGGUGGCCAAGCUAUGCGAGGCAAUCGAAGACAUGGGCUUCGACGCUUCGCCCCUACCAGAUAGAUCAGAGGAUACAGUCACGCUGGGAGUAUACGGUAUGACAUGCGCGAGCUGUACUGGCUCUGUCGAGAGAGGACUGCUCGCACUUGCGGGCGUGGAGAGCGUAGCCGUCUCGCUCGUCACCGAACGCGUCAAGGUCACCUACGACAAGUCGGUCCUCUCUGGCCCUCGCGCACUCAUAGAGACAAUAGAAGAUCUCGGCUUUGAUGCUGUGCUCCAAGACGAAUCAGAUACCCUCCAGCUCAAGUCGCUCGCACGUACCAAGGAAAUCCAAAGUUGGCGCGAUGCAUUCCGUCGGGGCGCAAUGCUUGCUGUGCCAGUCUUCCUGCUUAGCAUGGUCUUCCCUAUGCUGUCCCUCGUCGGUCCGCUCGUCAAUCUGCGUCUCGUCAAGGGCAUUUAUCUGGGCGACUUGCUAUGUCUGCUCCUUACCCUUCCAGUUCAGUUUGGCGUCGGUGCCCGAUUCUACAAGUCAGCAGCAAAGAGCUUGCAGCACGGAAGUGCCACUAUGGACGUCCUUGUCGUAAUGGGCACCUCUGCAGCCUUCUUCUUCAGCGUCUUCGCCAUGCUCCUCGCGCUCUUGCCCGGCGGCGAUCCAGACUUCCACCCAAAGACAUUCUUCGACACUUCUACUAUGCUCAUCACUUUCAUCUCCCUUGGCCGAUAUGUAGAGAACCUUGCCAAGGUCAAGACCUCAGCUGCCUUGUCCAAGCUGCUACAACUAACACCAUCGUCUGCUAUCAUCUACACCGACGAAGCUUGUACGGUUGAGCGCAAGAUUGCGACCGAACUCGUGCAGCUCGGUGACACGGUCAAGCUCGUGCCAGGCGACAAGAUUCCUGCCGACGGUCAUGUCCUGCGCGGUCAGUCGAGUGUCGACGAGAGCAUGGUCACCGGUGAAGUCAUGCCUGUUCCCAAAACUCUAGGCGAUGCGCUCAUCGGCGGCACCGUCAACGGCCUUGGUACGCUCGACAUGCGUGUGACGAGAGCUGGCAGAGACACGGCACUCGCACAAAUUGUCAAGCUCGUCGAUGAGGCGCAGACCUCAAAGGCGCCCAUCCAGGCUUUUGCUGAUACGGUCGCAGGCGUUUUUGUCCCUGUCGUGCUCUGUCUCGGUCUGCUCACUUUCGUCGCUUGGAUGGUUCUCUCGCACACCCACGUCUUGCCCACCUUGCCCACAAUCUUUCGAGACGCCACAACGAAUAAAUUCAUGGUCUGUCUUCAGCUCUGCAUCUCCGUCAUCGUGGUCGCCUGCCCUUGUGCGCUCGGUCUCAGCACGCCAACGGCAGUCAUGGUCGGCACUGGCGUCGGUGCGCAGAAUGGUAUCCUCAUCAAGGGCGCUGGACCUCUCGAGGCGAGUCACAAGGUCGAUCGCAUCUUGCUCGAUAAGACGGGCACGAUCACAAUGGGUAAACUGACUGUCAAAGAGAUCGCUUGGACAGACACUUCUGCCGUAGAUGCACAAGACCUGGCCGCUCGUCAACAAUGGCAACGUGAGGUGUUACUGAUGACUAGCGCGGCAGAGAGCAAAUCAGAGCACCCUCUGGCAACAGCUAUCAGCGCUUUUGGACACUCGUCUCUGAGCUCGUCAGAAGCCGAGGCUUCGGCUGCUAUUGCGUCAGUCGAAGUCUCGGACUUUCAGGCUGUCAGCGGUCUUGGCGUCAAGUGCAAUGCAAGUCUGAGCUCAAGCUCCACCCGCCAUUCUCUUACAAUCGGCAACGCGGCGUUCCUCGCCAGAGACAGCCAUGUCCUCUUGCCAGCUUCGCUUGAGGGCUUCAAGGACGAGCAGGAAGCCCGAGCGAGGACUGUCAUUCUCAUCGCGAUCGAUAACGCGCUAGCCUGCAUUGUUUCACUCUCAGAUACGAUCAAACCUGAAGCUCGUCAAGCUAUCGAAGGGCUGCGGUGGAUGGGCAUUAGCGUCCUGAUGGUAACGGGAGACCAUCGUGCAACUGCGCUCGCUAUCGCUGCAGAGGUCGGUAUUCCUCCAGAGGACGUUCACGCUGGUGUAUCACCACAAGGCAAACGCGCGCUAGUCGAGCAGUGUAAGAAAGAGACCGCAGGCAGACGUCACAUCGCUAUGGUCGGCGAUGGUAUCAACGAUAGUCCCGCACUCGCCUCUGCCGACGUCGGCAUUGCACUUUGCUCUGGCACAGACAUAGCAGUCGAAGCGGCAGAUAUAGUGCUGAUGCGAAACGACCUUCUUGACGUCGUCGCCGCGCUCGAUCUCUCGCGUCGCAUCUUCCACCAGAUCAGGCUCAACUUCUUAUGGGCGACUGUCUACAACCUUGUCGGUAUCCCUCUGGCCAUGGGCGUUCUGCUCCCCUGGGGUAUUCAUCUGCAUCCCAUGCUGGCGGGUCUGGCGAUGGCGUUCUCUUCGGUUUCUGUCGUUGGAUCUUCGUUGACACUGCGCUGGUGGAGACGGCCCAGAAUUGCGUGUCAUCGAGACGAAAUCAAUGCGCGCGACAGCAAGGUCGCCAUGGCGUCCACGCUUUUUGCGUCUCUGGGCCGAACCAGUCACUCGGCUCUGCGAUCACUAUCAGGUCUGAAAGCUCGCUUGAUGUCUCGCGGGCCGACAGUCACGUCUGUCGAUUAUGUUCCCCUCACUACUGCGGAGCCAGUCUAA
This is a messenger RNA of Mixia osmundae IAM 14324, 2841 nucleotides long. RefSeq lists its product as uncharacterized. The record is from RefSeq and is a predicted model, not a curated record. Gene Ontology annotation, cellular component: membrane. Gene Ontology annotation, molecular function: ATP hydrolysis activity; ATP binding; copper ion binding. Gene Ontology annotation, biological process: copper ion homeostasis; monoatomic cation transport. Bases 1 to 2841 code for a protein of 946 amino acids. The transcript has 3 exons. Lineage: Eukaryota; Fungi; Basidiomycota; Mixiomycetes; Mixiales; Mixiaceae.